Helianthus annuus (common sunflower) is the source of this 7601-nucleotide messenger RNA. Its product is annotated as MAG2-interacting protein 2. Gene Ontology annotation, molecular function: SNARE binding. Gene Ontology annotation, cellular component: endoplasmic reticulum membrane; Dsl1/NZR complex. Gene Ontology annotation, biological process: retrograde vesicle-mediated transport, Golgi to endoplasmic reticulum. Bases 314 to 7444 code for a protein of 2376 amino acids. The record is from RefSeq and is a predicted model, not a curated record. Lineage: Eukaryota; Viridiplantae; Streptophyta; Magnoliopsida; Asterales; Asteraceae. The transcript has 13 exons.
AGAAGUGCUUGAGCGGUUGCAGCCGAGGUAAGCCUAGCAAAGGUUAAGCAAGCAGUCGUUGGAAGCAGUCAGUUUAAUGAGUUACGUUACCAGUUUAUACAAUUAUUACUAGAGAGACGACGAAUCGGUGUGCUGUUGCAACUGGAAUACAAUUUGGAUCUUAAUUGCUAUCCGAUUCCACACGCCACUAAACCUAGGGCUUUUCCUUCUCACACUCACAACGAUCAGUUUCUAUUUGUGAGAUCUCUCUGUGGUGUGAUCGCACCGUAUUUCGAUUCCUUGUAGCAGUAGCAACUUGUUCAUACCCUCAAAAAUGGAAACUGAGGGGGGAAGAAGGAGUGAUUCUCAGGUUCUCUACGAGACUCGCCGUCACGCUUCUAGACCUUACACCCACAAUUACCCCCCUAUUCACCAAGAGCUAACUGAAAGCACUAAAGGAAGUUUCCUUAGACUGCUUUCAACGAAAGGUCUCAAUGAGUUUAGAGAAAAAUGGACUACAAACCGGCAUCCUCAGAAAUUAAGCAAAUGGACAUCAAUUUUCGUCUCUCCAAGUGGUGAACAUGUGGCUAUAGCAGUUGGAAAUGAGAUAACUAUCUUACAGAUAGACGAUAAUUACCAAGAGCCUUGUGGGAAAUUUACUAGCAACUCCCUUGUCACUUUCAUGUCUGGAGUCUGGUCAGAGGAACAUGACAUUUUGGGAGUUUUUGACGAUACCGAUACCCUUUAUUUUAUAAGGGCAAAUGGUGAUGAAAUUACCAGAAUUACAAAGCAGCAUUUAAAAAUGCCUUUGCCAAUUAUCAGCUUUGUUAUUCAUGAUAAUAAGGAUACGAAAAAGUCUUGUUUGUGUACAUUUAGCAUACUUGCCUCAGAUGGUUCAGUUCAUGAUAUUGAGAUUAGUCAGGACCCAAGUGCCUCUAUUUCCACUAUGAGUAGUUCAAAUUUGGGCUCAUUGUCACAUAAGCAGUUCCCUCAGAAUAUUAGAUGUUGUGGAUAUCAUCCAGAUAGCUCGUUGCUUGCUAUUGUUAGUAGUGCUGUUGGCAUCACAUCGACCUCCACCGUCAUCAUUGGACUUUACACCAUUUCUCUUUGGAAAUGGUGUCAACAAUCAGGCUUACAACAAGUAGCUUCUGCUGAGUUUGAAGGUCUCUACUCUAAAACAAAAGGUUAUACAGGUCAAAUAUCAUCCCCAAAGGUUCAGUUUUCACCACAAAAACAAUUUGUUGCUACAUUGGAUUUAAGAGGAUGCCUGAUAUUCUAUAAGCUAAAUAAAGAAGAUUCACUUUCAGAAGUUUAUUUCAAAGAAAAAAGUGAAUUAAACGAUAUAACAGAUUUCACAUGGUGGAUGGAUCAUAUUGUUGUCGUUGCUAACAGAAGUGGCAAAAUUAUUAUGUUCGACAUCAAUACUGGUGUUAAGGUUUUAGAAAAUGAUUAUCGGUACUCUUUGCCUGUUAUCGAGCGAGUGCCAACAUCACCCGGAUGCAUAUUUAUUCUUGAAAGUAAAUCAUCCGAAAAGAAUUUUGAAUCGUCAGAUUUCGUUCUUUACGAGGCAGUUACAGUUGAAAAAUAUAAGCAAUUUGACAGUGGUAAACUGCAAUGGAGCUUGAUGUCAUUUUCAAAAAGAUCUGUUCAGGAACUUUACGAUAUUUUAGUUACCAAUCAGCAGUUUGAGGAUGCGGUUAAAUUAGCUGAUCAUCACGGGUUGGAUAAAGACGAAGUGUUGAAAGCGCAGUGGCUGCAUUCGGUACAGGGAAUACGUGAAAUUAAUAUGUUCUUUUCACUCAUUAAAGAUCGAGAUUUUGUACUUUCGGAGUGUGUAAAUAGAGUUGGGCCAACAGAAGAUGCUGUUAGGGCUUUGCUUGCUUAUGGCCUCAGAUUAACAAACAUUUAUCUGUUUUCGGAGGUUGAAGAUGAAAAGGGUAGCCCAAAUUGGGAUUUCCGUUUGGCGAGACUUAAGAUGUUACAAUUUAAAGACAGGCUGGAGACAUUUCUUGGAAUAAACAUGGGCAGGUUUUCUGCACAGGAUUACAGCAAAUUUCGCUCAUUGCCCAUUAAAAAAGCUGCUACUGCACUUGCAGAAAGCGGGAAGAUCGGAGCUUUAAAUCUUCUUUUCAAACGUCAUCCUUAUUCAAUAUCUCCUUGCAUGCUCGACGUUUUAGCAGCUAUUCCCGAAACAGUCUCUGUUCAGACGUACGCACAGCUGCUUCCCGGACGCUUCCCUCAUCAAGUUACUUCUCUAAGAGAAGAAGACUGGGUCGAACACGAAAGAACGGUGAAUUACAUUAAUACCCUCCCUGAAAAUCACGAAAGCGCCAUUCAGAUCAGAACCGAACCGAUUGUGAAGCAGUUAACGGGAUACAAAUGGCCGUCAACUAACGAACUAUGUAUCUGGUACAAACAUAGAGCUAUAGAAAUGGACACCUUAAGUGGACAGCUGGACAACAGUUUAUCGUUGGUUGAUUUUGCUUGCCGAAAGGGUUUCGAAGAAUUGAAAGAGUUCCACACGCUUAUAUCUUAUUUGCACCAGCUUAUUUACUCUGAUGAUGAUGAUCAUGAUAUGAAUUUUAGCAUGAGUUUAGCCACAUGGGAACAGUUGUCUGAUUAUGAAAAGUUCAAGAUGAUGCUUAACGGGUUCAAUGAGGAAAAUGUUAUAAAAAGACUAAGAGAUAGAGCACUACCGUUUAUGCACAAGAAAUUUGUGGAUGAAGCGGUGGAUGAUACUGUCGAGUCGUUUUUAGUUAGAUGGAUGAAAGAAAUUGCUAUGGAGAAUAAAAUUGAGGUCUGUUUGGUAGUUAUAGAAGAGGGAUGCAAGGAGUUUUUGGGAAACGUGUUUUUCAGAAAUGAGUCUGAAGCAGUAGACUGUGCCGUUCAGUGUUUGUAUUUAUGUACUGCUACUGAUAAGUGGAGUACCAUGGCCUCGAUAUUGUUUAAACUUCCACAUUUGCAGGGUUAUGAAGUAGAGGGUCUCAAAAAGCAACUGAAACUUGCAGAAGGGCAUGUUGAGGCUGGAAGGCUUUUGACUUUGUACCAGGUUCCAAAGCCGAUUGCUUUCUUCCUGGAGGCACAAUCAGAUAGCAAGAGUGUGAAACAAAUUCUCCGUCUUGUACUGUCAAAGUUUAUUCGCCGCCAACCUGGCAGAACAGAUGCUGACUGGGCAAAUAUGUGGCGAGAUUUCCAGUCCCUGCAAGAAAAGGCGUUUCCAUUUGUCGAUUUAGAAUACAUGUUGAUUGAAUUCUGCAGGGGAUUAUUAAAAGCUGGGAGAUUCUCACUUGCUAGAAACUAUCUAAAAGGCUCUGGUUCUGUGGUGUUGCCGACAGAAAAGGCUGAAAAUAUCAUCAUUCUGGCAGCACGAGAGUAUUUUUUCUCGGCUUCUAGUCUUUCUUGCUCAGAAAUCUGGAAGGCAAAGGAAUGUCUGAACAUCCUUCCGAGCAGUAGAAAUGUGAUGAAAGAGUUAGAUAUGAUCGAUGCCCUUACGGUUAAACUUCCACGAUUAGGUGUAUGCAUUCUUCCAAUGCAAUUUCGGCAAAUCAAAGACCCAAUGGAAAUCAUCAGAUUAGCAAUCACCACACAAAGCGGGGCCUACAUUAACGUUGACGAGAUUAUCGAAAUAGCCAAACUUCUCGGACUCAACUCUCAAGAUGAAAUCUCAUCCGUCCAAGAAGCUAUCGCUAGAGAAGCAGCUGUUGCUGGAGAUCUUCAACUUGCUUUCGAUCUUUGUCUUAUUAUGGCAAGAAAGGGUCACGGGCCCGUUUGGGAUUUGUGUACCGCACUUGCACGGGGCCCAGCCCUUGAAAACAUGGAUAUUAGUUCUCGAAAACAACUUCUAGGGUUUGCUUUGAGCCAUUGUGAUAAGGAGUCAAUCGGUGAACUUUUACACGCAUGGAAAGAUCUCGAUAUGCAAAGCCAGUGUGAAAAAUUGGCAAUGUUGACCGGAAAGCAUGUUCCGGAAUUAUCCAUACGUGAUACGGUUGACCUUAUAGAUUCAUCAGGGCAGGUCAACAAAAACCUUUACGAAGAACAAAAACAGAUGCUUUCUGAUAUAGCUAACUUGCUAUCUGUAACAGACACUUCUGACUUUGACUCUUUUUUGAAAGAAAACAGUAAACUUUUGACUUUUGUGGCUUUACACCUUCCGUGGUUGCUUGAACUUAGUCACGAAUCGGAAAACGGUAACAAGUUACUUGGUACACAAGCAAUGGCGACGGUUUUGUCUUGGUUUGCAAGAAAUGAUUUUUCUCCUAAAGACAAUCUGAUUGCUUCUUUAGCAAAAACAAUUAUGGUGCCACCUGUCACAGAAGAGGAAGACGUUUUAGGGUGCUCGUUUUUAUUAAAUCUUAAUGAUGCCGUUUAUGGUGUGCAAACAAUUGAAGAACAGGUGAGAUCAAGAGAAGACUAUAAUGAAAUAUGUAGCAUGAUGAAUAUCGGGAUGAUUUAUAGUAUGUUGCACAACUCUAGUGGUGAGUGUGCGGGCCCAGCUCAGCGUAGAGAAUUGUUGCGUAGAAAGUUCCAAGAGAAAUACACUUCACUAAGUUCAGAUGAACGCAACAAAAUUGACCAAGCCCAGUCAUCAUUUUGGAGAGAAUGGAAGUUGAAAUUAGAGGAACAAAAACGUGUCGCUGAUCAUACAAGAGCAAUUGAGCAAAUUAUUCCUGGUACUGAGACAACACGCUUUUUAUCUGGGGAUAUCGACUAUAUGGAGAGUGUAAUAUUCGACUUCAUUGACUCGGUCAAAACAGAGAAAAAGAAAAUCUUAAAAGAUGUGUUGAAUUUAGCUUCAGACUAUGGCUUAGAUCAAACAAAGGUACUCCUGAAAUUCCUCUGUUCAACCCUUCUUUCCAAGAUCUGGACCGUUGAUGAUAUCAAAUCCGAAAUCACACAAUUUGAAAGCAAAAUACUCGAUUCUGCAAAAGAUGUUUUCAAAACAAUCUCCUUAUCAGUGUACCCCGAAGUUAGCGGGUGUGAUAAACAACGCCUUGCUUACAUAUACAACCUCCUCUCCAUUUGUUUUUCAAAAGUUGAAGACAAAAACGAACUUUUAACCAGCAUUGACCCGAACCCCUCACAUUUGACCAUUGAUGAGCUGGAUAGUUUUUACAAGAUCAUGGAGCAAGAAUGUCAUAAACUUUCACUCAUCGAGAAUCUAAACUUCAAAAGCAUCGCCGGUUUAUUCGGUCCAAAUUUGGCAUGUGUUACAGACGAAGUGUACUCUCACGUAAACGAAACAAGCGUCGAACCACUUGCGGAAAUGAUGAAAUCUGUAACUGGAAUAUAUAAAGGACGGAUCCCAGACGGUCUUGUACCAUGGCAAUACGUGUACGGAUAUUACGUAUCGAGUUCGUUAACAGCUUUAGAAAAUUACGCGAAAUCAGAUAUUCAUUUUCAAGAUCCGGAAACUCUUCGGCUAUUCAUUAACGAACUCGAGAGUACAUACAAUCGUUGCAAAAAGUAUAUCAAACUUAUUGCUUAUCCCGGUGCUUCUGUAGUCGGGAUUAUGAAGAAGUUUUUUAAAAUCACUCCAUCGAUGAAUGGUGAUUUCGGUAAUUUGGAUUCAAAGUGGAAGGAUGAUUUGGUUAUGCUCGUAAAUUUCUGGCUCGAAUUGAUUGACGAUUUACAGAAAUUCGUAUCGACUGAUGAUCUGGAUGGAGGAUUCUCCCCGCGGUGUGUGAUGAUCUGUCUUGAAGCGUUUGUUGACUUGGUCAAAGACGGAAAGAUUUCCGUUAGUGAAGGAUGGGCUUCUAUUUUCGCGUAUAUAGAUUCCGGUCUCGUGGGUGACGUUUACACCGAAAUUCUCAAUUUCUGUAGAUCGAUGGUUUUUUCUGGGUGUCGUUUUAACGCAAUAUCAUAUGUUUAUCAUGCGUCGAUUUCACGUUUUUCUCCAGACACAAAUUUGUCACCUGAGAUUCAAACGCGUUACGAACAUAUCACGGAUCUGCCCCGUCUUUAUAUAAGAAUCUUGGAACCUGUAUUGAAGGAUUUAGCCCAUGGGUCCCGUGAACACCGGUAUAUAUAUCGUGUUUUAACGAGUUUGAGUGAAUUAGACGGUGAUUUGGAGGAAUUAAAGAAUGUUAGAAGGGCAGUUUGGGAUCGAUUGGCCCGUUUUUCCGAUGACUUGGAAAUCCCGAGUCAUGUUCGUGUUCAUAUGCUGGAACUUAUGCAAUUUAUAACGUCAUUGACCACAAAUUUGACUUCCUUUUCUCCUGAGCUUCGGGUCAAUGUUGACCCGUGGGCCGGGUGGGAUAAUUUGGGAUCUUUAAAUUCAAACCGUGAAACCGUACAUGAUAAUGAAGAGGCACCUAAAAGUUUCACACAUACUUUGGUUGCGUUAAAAUCGUCACAACUACUAUCAACCAUCUCCCCAGACCUCGAGAUAUCUCCAAAUGACCUUUCUACCCUUGAUUCCGCAGUUUCUUGUUUUGUAAAGAUAUCUGACAACAUUGUUUCACGAUCCCAUAUCGAUGUUUUGAUAGCCUUGUUAGGAGAGUGGGAAGGGCUUUUUGGUAAUUUAGGCGUCAAAGAUGAGGUAAAAAACUCAGAACAAACGCCGCAAACGCUUCACGAUGCUGAGAAUGAUUGGGGCAAUGAUGAUUGGGAUGAAGGAUGGGAAAACUUUCAAGAAGAUGAACCGGGAGAAAAAGAAACAGCAAAUGACGAUAAUACCCUUUCGGUUCAUUCUUUACAUGAGUGUUGGGCAAUAAUUUUCAAGAAACUAGCAUCAUCAUCUGAAUUCAGUGACAUUAUGAAAAUUAUCGAUCGAUCCAGCUUAAAAGGAAACGGGGUUUUGUUGACCGAGGAGUCUACUCGACGUUUGACCCAAUCGUUACUCGAGGUAGAUUGUUUUACAGCUCUAAAAAUCGCGGGUUUACUUCCUUAUGAGAAAAUACAUAUAGAGUGUUUGGAUUUUGUGGAGGAAAAGUUAAAGCAAGGAAACAUACCGGGCCCGGUUUUAACCGAUCACGGAUUGUUUAUUACUUUAUUAUCAUCGGGCCUGAUAUCAACCAUCGUUACGAAACCUCCAUAUGGAACCACUUUUUCAUAUGUAAGUUAUAUAGUCGGGUGUUACUCGCGUAACAGUCAAGAAGCAUAUUUGUCAAGACCGGAAGAUAAAAGUGGGGACCACGAGAAGGACGCCUGGUCUGUUUUCAAAACGAUUCUAUUACCGUGUUAUAUAUGCGAGCUUGUAAAGGCGGAUCAAGUGAUGUUAGCAGGAUUAGUUGUUACAAAAUUGAUGCACACUAGCGUUUCUCUUGGUUUGAUCAAUGUAGCCGAAGCUAGUCUUAGGAAGUACUUAGAAAAUCAGCUCGAAGUUAUACGAGGCGGUGGUUAUAAGUUUGAGGAGAUGUCGUUUUGUGAACCGCUUGUGAAUACAGUUGUUAGGUUGAGUGGUGGGGUGGAGAAUUCGAUCAACUCGGUUCUAGUGCUAUUGUCGCCUAAUGAUGUUAAAAGGUAGUAUGAUUUGAGUUAGAUAUUAUCCUUUUGCUGUGUAGAAAAAGAUGAGAUUUGUUUGGACUUUGGGGGAUUCAUAUACAAUACAUGUUACUGUUCUAGUUAUUUUUUCUUUGCUAAUACAUGUUAUGGUGUGAAGAGAUGGCAUUUUUUGUAACAAA